UUGAGACUCGCUAAGUUUGCCCAACUGAAAAGCCUCGGGGCACUUUUAGAAAAGAAAAAAAAUCAAUACAUACAGAAUAUGUUUAUAUAGCUCUCCAAUUACAAUGGCGAAUUCCUCUAGAAGGCUGAGAUCGGCGUUUGAGAGGUCAAUCUCACCCACCGGCCGGUGCUGUAACACCAUGGCGGCAACUGAUGCGACGUCGUUCGCUUCGUACAGGACCUCUAGCUUUUAUUCGUCUCCAUCGGCAGGUUGUUUCAACCGUUCGGCUUCUCCGACGCGCGUGAAUCUCCACGCGCUGGCGCCGGUGAAUUCUACGCCUAGCGUUAAGUUCUUCAUCGACAGAUCUAGCUCUCCUCGCCGUUCCGUGGCAGUGUCUCAGCGUGAUCAGGUGGUUCGGAAGCAGAUUCCGAAAAGGACGUGCUUGUGCUCUCCGACGACGCAUCCUGGUUCGUUCAGGUGUAGUAUGCAUAAGAAUAUGAGAAAUACUCCUUCGAUUUCGUAUUCGCCUAGUCGAUUGAAUGCUCGGCGAUCGGCGAUGACGAACUCACUGGUGCGGAUCUGGUCUGUUGAAGGUGAUUUAGUAAAGCGAGCUCUGGCAGCUCUUAUUAGGCCUUCUUCGCAUCAUCAGAGACGUCGAGGUGACUUUCAACCGCGUCCUAGCCGGCUUUCCAGAAUGUCCAAAGUAUAACCUAUGAAAAAGUUUCCGUUUCCGUUUCCGUUGUUACAGGUUGGUGAAUUUCAUAUAUUAUCUGAAGCUCAUCUCCUGAGUUUUCCGGCGAUGGCGUCAGAUUCCGGCUGCUGUUUUUACUACUCCGACGAAAAGGAAGCUAUGGCAAUUUUGAUACAUUACGGAAGUAGUAUAAUUCUCCCUUGUACAUAUGGAUUUGCAGUAACUGAUGCAAUUGAAGGACAAUUUGGACUUAAAUUCCAUAAAAAUAACCAGGAAAUUGAAUUUGAUUAAAUUUGAACUAAAACAUCAUAAGGCAUUGGAUAUGGUUGAGAAAUCUGUGUUUGGCGUUUUAGGUGUUUAGUGGAGUGGUGUGACUUGUUUCGUUUUUUGUGUUCGUUCGCAGCUUUUGUGUUUCCCGUCGUGUUUGGCGUUCAUCGUUCCAUUAUGCUUUGGCGUUUCCCGUUCGUUCGCCGUAUCUGCGAUCGACGUGCUUUAGCAUCUGUUCAUCAUCUUUCGUCCAAGGUUUGGGUUUCAUAUUCAGGUUUGGUAUUUUACCUUGACUCGGAAUCCAUGGAUGGGAGAUGGAAGAUGGAUGUUAAAUUCAAGUGAUAAUGAAAUAAACUCCGGAAGAAUCUUUUGAUAAAAAUGAAAAUAAUAGUAAAGGCUAAAGCGGUAAAAUAUAAUGACACAAGUGAGAAGGAUGAAGUGUAAGGAGUACCAAAAAUCAUCAAAAAUAUUUUUUUUUUCUACGCCAAAUAGUCUAAUAGACGAAUCCUUAUUUUAGGUGAGUUAGAGAAGUUGUUCACUAUCAUAUGUGAGUUAGAGAUACAUCCAGAAAAAGAAGAAAAAAACUAAGAUAAAAUUGCGAAAAAAGAACUAAAACAGAAAAAUCUAAGGGAAAUUAAUUAAGGGAAUACCGAUAUUAAUAAAAGCAACAAAAUGGGAGACAGACUGGACGUUGGUGUCUAUGGCCUAUUUUUCUGAGAAUUUUUUUUUUGAGUGAGACUCAACCAAAAAAACUUUUACGAGGCUCUACUUAUCAGACAAAUGGAAAAGUGGGUCCUGCAUGGCAGGCGUUUAUCUCUGGCACUAACGUAUUCCCAUUUCUCCAUCCCCGUUCUCGAUCCCCUCUCUCAUCUUUUUACCAAGUUUACUAAUGGCAAAAUGAAAAAACAGUUAACUUUAGUUCUCUUCUCAUCAGUCGUCACUUUGGAGUUUCUUCCCCUCUAUCUUCUAAAUAAUUUUCUAAAAGGAACUGAACAGGUGGAUAUUUAGGGAUAUUUAGGAUCGUUUGUUCGUGAAUCAUGUAUGCUUCUCCAAAUUCAAGAGUCCAAAAAGAAGAAUGACUUAAAAUUUCUGUUUUCCUGA
This is a messenger RNA of Nicotiana tabacum (common tobacco), 2038 nucleotides long. The record is from RefSeq and is a predicted model, not a curated record. NCBI's taxonomy places the organism in Eukaryota, Viridiplantae, Streptophyta, Magnoliopsida, Solanales, Solanaceae.